ACCGAGGUGGAGAAUCAAGUGGGUGGUGUGUUGACGAGUUUUCUCUUACAUUUUUCUUGACUUCUAGGUCUCCGAUUGGAGACCAACAUUUAGAUGAAUAUUUACAGUGAAUUCCAUAGAUGAUUCUGUUAAUUUUUCAACAUCUCAAGAUUUCAUGCUGACAGAACAUCUGGGAGAAGAAGCAGCUUUAUUUUCAUUUCCAUUUUGCAAUUUUUUGUCAGGUCUUUCAGUGAUGAUGUCCACCAGCUGCUGUGGGACAAAGAAGCAGAAGAUGAAUUCGGGAAUGGCCUGUAACGGCUACCAUGAAAACCGCUCGGCAGUCACCAAGGAAAUGUGUGUCUACUGCUUCGAUGUCCUUUACGCUUCUCUGCACAAUGACUCGCCCCCGACGCCGAACUUCCCAAAUGACUCUUAUCCGCUGUUCGUGACGUGGCAGAUCGGUCGCGACCGACGCCUGCGGGGCUGUAUCGGCACCUUCGACUCGAUGGACCUUCAUACCGGCCUCAAGGAUUACGCUCUCACUAGCGCGUUUCGAGACCGUCGGUUCCAGCCGAUCACCCGCGACGAGAUGCCGCGCCUGCACCUGAACGUGUCGCUGCUGACCAACUUUGAGCCGGCGCGCGAUUACCGAGACUGGGAGCUGGGCAAGCACGGCAUUCGGAUAGAGUUUGUGUGCGCCGGCCGACGGCGCACCUCCACCUACCUGCCGGAGGUGGCGCCCGAUCAGGGCUGGGACCACGUGCGCACCAUCGACUCCCUGCUGAACAAGGGCGGCUGGAGGGGCGCCAUCACGGAGGAGGUGCGACAGAGCAUCAAACUCACCCGCUACCAGAGCUGCAAGCUCGGCAUGGGAUACGAUGAAUACAUCGAGAUAGUGUCUCAACGUCGUCCCAACUAGCAGGCGUGCGCUGGGUGGCGCGCGGGGCCGCCCGCCGCUCCGGUGCCGCCCAGCCCGUGCCGACCGGCCGCAGAUCUCCACAGGGCGCCGCCGUGGCCCGCGCCCGCGCCGGGGCCCUCGCGAGACAUUGGGCCGCCGCCGGAGCCGGGCCAGGGACCGUCUCCGGGGCCGGCCCGGCGCUGGUCGGAGUGGCGCGCGGCGGCCGGCGGCGCCGGCAGGUGGCCGCGGACGGGCGGCCCGGCCGCGCACCGCCACCCGGCGCACAGGAGGGCUCGCACCGCACACCGCGACACGCGCAGCGCAGGCGGUCGGUGGCGCGCGCCCGAUGCUUAGCUAAGUACAACGUCUCAGUUGGCUGCUGGUGUGAGAGCGAGUAGAGCGACCGCGAUAGGAUAAGCCGGCGUCCGGUGGUGUCAGCUUCAGCCGUUGUGUGGUUUCCCAUAUUAACUGUUAGAGCUAGCGCCGCCGCAGCUUCCACUGCCAGUGAAGCGGGCGCAUAUCCAAUGUCCAAACAGUGAUCAAGUUAUCUGGCAUUAGACUGGGAUUUGGCAGCCUGGCUGACAGGUUUGGCAAGGCAGUUUUCAGGCUUUUAGAAAAUUAAACUGUUAACGAAAUACGAUGUUACACAUUUCUUGCUUGCAAAUUAAAAUGUUAUGGUUCUGUAGCCCAAAUUUCGUCAGCGAGCAUUUGCACUUCUUCAUAUUUUGGGACGAUUUUAGCAUAGUUGCCGGCUGAGAGCGUGUCUGUUUAUUUGAGCCUGAUGAUUGUAUGUCUAUCGAAGAAGCAAGGUACCGUAGUAGACACGCAUGAUCUGGUUUUAUGGCGUACUUUUACCGCGUUGCUUUCACGAUCGUCCGGCAGUCCUUUAGUAUCGUGUUGCCGUGAAUAGAAUAGUUUGGACCUGUCGGGGACCAAAGGAUUUCAGCUGUUAGUUCAGUACUUAAUGAGACAAUAACUCUUGAGUAGCUUCUCGCUUGUGUUCUUUUACGUACGGACUUCCGAAAUGCUCGUUGUACAACAAGUUCGGUCUUUACUUUUAUCGUUUCCAAGUUUUCUUCGGAAUCGACGUGCAUGAGACUGUGGAUACCUCAACUGGACGAGAACGAACAAGGGCGCGCCGGGAGCAGAGUGAGUUUGAACUCCCGACUUCGUCGAUAUAUGUGUGUAUGUGUUCAGUCCCCUUCGCAGACCCGCCUGGUCCAUGCGUCGCCUGUCGUGUUCGUCCGAAGGGUGCGUCAGGUGCGUGUUUCGCGCAUUUUCUCUGCCUUCGUGCGCGAGCGUGCAGAGCGAUGUUAGCCGGGCAGCAAGAGUGCGAUUCGUGCAGCGAUGAAGCGCCGAGUAGUGUGGCACGUGCGCCGAAACUGUCCCGGCAGCAGCGCCGUCGGCGGGUGUUUGUGUAUUCCACACACUCACUGCCUUUGUGCAUGGUGAUUAUGUAUGUGUUAUCAUGUAGACCUCACGUAAAAUUAUGUGCGAAAAUAAAACGCUAGAAAA
Messenger RNA from Amphibalanus amphitrite, 2392 nucleotides. RefSeq names its product AMME syndrome candidate gene 1 protein homolog. NCBI's taxonomy places the organism in Eukaryota, Metazoa, Arthropoda, Thecostraca, Balanomorpha, Balanidae. Bases 155 to 898 code for a protein of 247 amino acids. The transcript has 6 exons. The record is from RefSeq and is a predicted model, not a curated record.